AUGGGUCUUUUCUCCAAGAGCGAGCUUCCUGUGAAGGACGCAGACCUCGAAUCCAGCGGCACUUCUGCUCUGCCUAGCAAAGGCGCGUCGAUCAACGAGCCGAACGAUGAUGCUACGAAGGAGGCCGGCAGUCUGUCCGAGAAGGCUCCAGCUGGCCCUGACGAACUCACAAAGGCACGAAGCAAUGCCGUUUCGGAAGACUACGAGACUGCCAACCAUGUCACCGGGCUAAAGCUCGCGGUCAUCGUGACUGGUCUGUGUUUGUCCGUCCUUCUCGUCGCCUUGGACAACACCAUCAUCGCUACCGCCAUCCCCAAGAUCACAGAUCAGUUCCAUGCUCUCGAAGACAUUGGUUGGUACGGAAGCUCGUAUCUACUCACUAUCUGUGCAUUCCAGUUGAUAUUCGGCAAAAUCUACACUUUCUUCCCUGUGAAAUGGGUGUUCUUGACUGCCAUCACCAUAUUUGAGAUUGGCUCCGCCGUUUGCGGUGCCGCGCCUAACUCAACGGCCCUUAUUGUCGGUCGUGCCAUUGCUGGUAUUGGUUCAGCCGGUAUCUUCUCCGGUGCCCUGAUUAUCAUUGCAUACUCUAUCCCAUUGGAGAAGAGACCUAUGUACACUGGAGCUAUUGGAGGAAUGUAUGGUAUUGCCUCUGUUGCCGGUCCUCUGAUGGGUGGUGCGUUCACCGACCACGUCUCAUGGAGAUGGUGCUUCUAUAUCAACCUGCCCAUCGGUGCCGUCACCAUUCUCUCCAUCCUCAUCUUCCUUAAACACCCCAAGCAGAAGCUCGACAACAACCAUACAUGGAAGGUCCGCCUCAUGAAGCUCGACCCCAUCGGUACCGCGGUGUUCAUGCCCAGCAUCAUCUGUCUUCUGCUCGCUCUUCAAUGGGGUGGCACCAAGUACCCAUGGCGCAAUGGUCGCAUUAUUGCCCUCUUCGUUCUCUUCGCCGUCCUCAUCUCUAUCUUCAUUUAUAUCCAGAUCAGAGCAGGCGACGAAGCCACCGUUCCCCCUCGCAUCCUGAAGCAACGCAGCAUCGCCUCUGGUGCAUUCUUCCUUUUCAUGCUUGGAAGUGCCUUCUUCAUCAUGGUCUACUACCUCCCCAUCUGGUUCCAGGCUAUAAAGGGUGCCACUGCCACUAGCUCCGGUGUCAUGAAUAUUCCCAUGGUUCUGUCGCUGGUCGUUCUCUCGAUUCUUUCUGGUAUCAUCGUCACCGCCGUCGGAUACUACUCCCCUCUGUACUAUGUUUCUUCCGUCAUCACCUCCAUUGGCGCCGGCCUUCUCACCACGUUUACCACUGAAACCAGCAAAGGCAAAUGGAUCGGCUUCCAAAUUAUAUUCGGUGCAGGUGUCGGAACUGGUCUCCAGCUUUCCAUCAUCGCUGCCCAGGCCGUAUUGGACCUUGAAGAUGUCGCCGUUGGAACCGUCAUCAUGAUGUUCUGCCAGACUCUCGGAGGAGCCUUGUUCGUCUCAGUUGCUCAGAACGUUUUUACCAACCUUCUUACGUCCGGUGUUGUCGAUGCUGCUCCGGGCCUUGACCCCCAGCUUGUGCUAAGAGUUGGUGCCACUCAGCUAAAGUCCAUGAUUCCACCAGAGUACCUUGAUGGCGUGCAGGUUGCAUACAAUAAUGCCCUGACCAAUACCUGGUAUGUCGCCACUGCUCUUGCAGCUCUCAGUAUCCUUGGCGCAAUCGGCAUGGAAUGGAAGAGUGUCAAGGGAAAGAAGAUCGAAGCCGCAGCCGUAUAA
Molecule: messenger RNA, 1743 nt
Organism: Microsporum canis CBS 113480
Lineage: Eukaryota; Fungi; Ascomycota; Eurotiomycetes; Onygenales; Arthrodermataceae
Product: major facilitator superfamily transporter
Exons: 3
Coding region: 1-1743 (580 amino acids)
Biological process (GO): transmembrane transport
Molecular function (GO): transmembrane transporter activity
Source: RefSeq, a predicted model, not a curated record